This is a messenger RNA of Salvia splendens (bonfire salvia), 2332 nucleotides long. RefSeq lists its product as uncharacterized. The record is from RefSeq and is a predicted model, not a curated record. Bases 77 to 2332 code for a protein of 751 amino acids. The transcript has 2 exons. Lineage: Eukaryota; Viridiplantae; Streptophyta; Magnoliopsida; Lamiales; Lamiaceae.
GAGACAUCAGAAGCUGGCUCGUGUUUGAGACAAUGAAGAACAAGUGGAUUUGCUGGAAUCUUGAGAUUGAGGGUGUAUGCACACGCGUUCUAAAGGUCCACCUCUAGAGCCUAUCGAUCUCGAGAUCGAAGCAUCCAACAGAAGGAGGAACGCGCAGAGAAGGUUAAACCAAAGGAUUCGGGUUUCUUCACCCGCGCACAGGCGUCUACUUUCUCCUAUCCAGAGAACUCCAUCACCCAGUCCAUCUCCACCUCCAUCACCUAUCCAGUACGAGCCUCAUUCUCCAAUUCUAAUGGAUAACGGGGAGGAGAACAACAAUGAGGAUCCUGUCAUCCGCCAACUCCGUCUACAGCUGGUUGCCAUGCAGAGGCAAUUGGAUGAACAGAAUGUGAGGCCAGUGCCCGUGCAAAAUCAAUUUGCCUACAGACAGGUUGCUAAUCCACCAGUCAACAAUGCGGGGAUAGCGGCCAACAGCUUCGAAUUGAGACCGGGGUUGAUAGACAGAGCAGAAGCAAACGCAUUUGGUGGGACAGGUUCAGAAGAUGCCAACAAGCACCUCACCAAGUUCAUACAGAUCAGCAACACAGUGAAGGCGAAUGGGGUCACAGAUGAGCAAGUCCGCCUCCGAUUAUUCCCAUUCUCUUUGAAAGAUGAGGCAAGGGACUGGUAUGACAGCAUGGGUCCUAACUCUGUGCCUACAUGGGAUGCAAUGGUGGAGCUGUUCUUGGAGAAAUAUUAUCCACCUAGCGAGGCACUCAAACGCCAAGCUGAGGUCAUUCAAUACAAGAUGCACCCUCAGGAGAAUAUCAUGGAGGCUUGGAAAAGGUUCAAGCAGCUGAUGAGAAGAUGCCCCAAUCACGGGCUAACUCCGGGACAACAGAUCUUAACCUUCUACAGGGGAGGCACGCUGGAAGCAAUGUGUGAACUGAACAUGAGCGCCGGAGGAUCUCUCUUGAAAUUGGGGGAAGCUGAAGCACUUGAAGUGAUCGAGAGGGUAGCUUCAAAUGAUGAUGGAUGGAGAAACGACAGAGGAAAAUCAUAUAGGGUGGCAUCCACCUCCGAUAAUGAUAGGAUUGAUGCAAUAUCCAAGCAGCUGGAAUUUCUAACUGACAAGCUUGGGUAUAUGGGAACAAGUCAGUUUGGGACUGAGAUGCAACAAGGAGUCGAAGAUGUAAACUACGUUCAUCAAGGUGGCAACAACAGAAAUUUCAACAAUUACCACCCCAACCAAGGAGGAGGCAAUUACAAUCACUAUGGGAACAAGGUGCAUCCCAACUUGUCAUACGGGAACCCAAAUAAUGCCCUGCAACCACCACCCGGAUUCCAGGUAUCAAAUGGCCAAAUCAUAGAACCGAGGAAGGAUGAGCUGAAAGAUGUGUUAAUGGCCUUUAUGAACCAAACAGGAGAGUGCAUGAAGGACUCCAACAAACGGCUAGUGCAGGUUGAAGCUAAUGUGAAUGACCUUAAUAUUCACAUGAAGAGCAUCGAUAACCAGAUGAGCCAGAUUUCACAGGCAGUGGGUAUUCAGCAUCAACCGGGCCAAUUUCCGUCACAAACAAUUGUCAAUCCUAAAGACUGUAAGGAUUGCAAAGCCAUUAAUCUUAGGAGUGGAAAGAGUUAUGAUGGCCCAACCUUGCCUGCAGAGAAGGAGAAAAUCUCUCAAGAAGAGGUGGUGGAAGAAGAAGAACCAGUGGAAGAGGUGCCGCCUCCCAAGGCAAGCAUCGUGAUACCUGCACCCCCUGCUGAGGUUAAGAUCCCAUUUCCACAGCGCGUGCAGAAGAAGAAGCUAGAUGAUCACUUCUCUAGGUUUCUUGACAUAUUCAGAAAAGUGCACAUCAACAUCCCGUUGGUAGAGGCGUUACAGCAAAUGCCUACAUAUGCAAAGUUUCUAAAAGAUGUGCUCUCCAAGAAGAAGAAGUGGACUGACUAUGAGACGGUGAACAUAUCUGAAAAUUGUAGUGCCAUAAUUCAGAAAAAGCUACCGGCCAAGCUUAAAGAUCCUGGGAGUUUCAACAUCUCAUGCGUUAUUGGAAAUGACAGACAGACAAAGGCACUUUGUGAUCUGGGGGCGAGCAUAAAUUUGAUGCCAUUAUCAUUUUUCAGAAAGAUGAAGAUCGGCACUCUCAAGCCGACAACAAUAACACUACAGAUGGCAGAUAGAACCGUCACCUAUCCUAAAGGAAUUGUUGAGGACGUUCUUGUGAGGGUACAUGACUUCAUUUUUCCCGUCGAUUUUGUAGUAUUGGAUAUGGAAGAAGACGUGCCCAUUCCUUGCAACGGGAAAAGCAUUGAUAGAUGUGGCAAAGGGAGAGCUCACUCUUCAUAUGGGUAA